GGGGCCGCGGAGCGGAGGCGUGCGCGAAGCGCGGCGUGCAGUCGGCGGCUCCGAUCGGCGGCGGUCCGCAGCGCCCGCGUCGGUGAGAGGGCAACCAUGAGUGACCGAAAGGCAGUGAUCAAAAACGCGGACAUGUCGGAGGAGAUGCAGCAGGACUCCGUGGAGUGCGCUACGCAGGCACUGGAGAAGUACAACAUCGAGAAGGACAUCGCAGCGCACAUCAAGAAGGAAUUCGACAAGAAAUACAAUCCUACUUGGCACUGCAUCGUGGGAAGGAACUUUGGCAGCUACGUGACUCAUGAGACCAAACACUUCAUCUACUUCUACCUCGGCCAAGUCGCUAUUCUUCUCUUCAAGUCUGGUUAGCACCACGGACUCUCAGCAGCACUGCACCUGGCUGCAGGACUGCACAGCAAAGCCAAGCAGCCUGCUACCCUCAGCCUUCCUGAGGACACAGACCUCGAUCUUCAGGUCUUGUGUUGUAUUGUUAAUGAUCAGGGAUUUGUCUGUAGUAGCUGGUAUUUUCAUUGUGGCUAUAAAGGUGUCUUCCUCGUAUUUAUUUUCUUUCAAAACAAAGCUUAUUUGCUAAUAAAACUAAUGGAGCAGUUUA
Gallus gallus (chicken) is the source of this 610-nucleotide messenger RNA. It is a transcript of the gene DYNLL1, whose product is annotated as dynein light chain 1, cytoplasmic-like. Lineage: Eukaryota; Metazoa; Chordata; Aves; Galliformes; Phasianidae. Gene Ontology annotation, cellular component: cytoplasmic dynein complex. The transcript is spliced from 3 exons. Bases 97 to 366 code for a protein of 89 amino acids. Gene Ontology annotation, molecular function: dynein light intermediate chain binding; dynein intermediate chain binding. The record is from RefSeq and is a predicted model, not a curated record. Gene Ontology annotation, biological process: cilium assembly; microtubule-based process.